AUUUCCGUGGAAGUCUCAGGAGAUUAAAUAACGCGACUGAAUUGGAUUAAUCUAAUCAAGUUCUCGCUUAAUUAAUCAGUUCGAGUGCCUCCUAUUUAAGGCGAAACAUUUGUGAUAUUACUCAGUCUACUAUUAGCUGCUUUACGAGUGUUUUACUUGGUGAAAUGAAACUUUUAAUUUUAAUUUGUUCGUUAUUGGCUGUAGCGGUGGGACAAGAUCCUUCGCUAUCAUGUAAUUAUCGCAGUGCUAAUCAAAUUUACAUGUGCGAACUAUUCAUCAACAAUCCUAACGGUUUCGAUAAUUUUACUGAAAUUGGUGGCAUUCAUUUGGAAGGAUUUAGCGACGCUGAUGUGAAUUCGAUUUACCGAUCCGGUGGAAGUACUACGAAUAUACCGCAGAUUAUUUGUGACACAUUCCCCAACAUCAACAUUUUCGAAAUAUACGGAACACAAUUGACUGAAAUUAAUGACAACGCACUCAGUGGUUGCUCACAAAUCAGACGACUGUAUUUGUUUUACAAUCGAAUCGCUACGAUUUCGGAAAAUGCUUUCGCCAAUCUUCGAGAAGUUGAGUUCAUUGACUUGGGCGAUAACGUCCUGACUACGUUGCCCGAAAAUGUGUUUGAAAAUCAACAAAAUUUAACGGGGCUGAGCUUGAACUGGAACUUGUUGAAUGACUUACCAACCGAUCUUUUCAGACCGCUUGAGAACCUUGUGGAAUUAGGUUUAGGAUAUAACAACCUUUCCGCAUUUAACAAUGAAUGGUUUUCGACAAAUUCCAAUAUGCUUUACUUGUCUAUAGCUGGCAACAGACUCAAUCUGACAGACGAUAGCUUCGGAAACUCUCUACAAUCUCUGAUCUUUCUUAAUUUGGGAUUCAACGCAAUCAGUGAAAUUCCAACUGGAACAUUUGCCAGCCUAACCAACCUAAACUCUUUACAGCUAUAUGGCAACAAUAUUCGUGUAAUUCAAGAAAACACGUUCGCUGAUCUCGAUCAAUUGAGCAGUUUGGAUAUUAGUAGUAACCCGAUAGAAAGAAUCGAUGAUGGGGCAUUUCAAGGACUCGACAGUCUGGUAUCAUUGUCACUAUCAGGUUGUCGUUUACGCGACCUGAGUUCAAUUUCAUUCGAAAAUCUCACCAAUUUAGCUUCAAUUGACUUGAAUUUUAACGAAAUUGAGGAUAUUGAUGCUGGAACGUUCGCACCGAUGCCAAAUUUGGUUUACGUCGGUCUUUGGAAUAAUCGCCUGAAGACAUUACGAAGAAACAGUUUUGGAACCUUAACUGAGCUACGUACAUUGGAUUUGGACGGAAAUAUUGUGAAUGCACUCGACAGAGCGAUUAUCGACGAUGCAGUGAACCUUAACACACUUUACUUCAACGGAAAUCUCUGUGCCAACAGUUACUUUGGCAACUUCUUUAACAGCAGAGCGACGUAUUUGCCAAUGCUCGAAGUUUGCUUCAGAAACAUGAGAUACAUCGUUGAUACGACGACUGAGAGUGACGGUGUCUAUUCAUUUUUCGAAGGACCACAGCCCGGAAUAGUACUACGCGUUCAAUCUGACAACGAAGUACAGAUCGCGCUCACACCAUUCAGUUUUGUAUGGACUCCAUCAAUCGAAAUUUUCAUUGGAUCAGCCAACAAUACUCGAUCCGUGAUACGAGUAAACGAGGAGACUGAUGUGGUCACAGUGCCAACACCAAAUGCCAUACAACAGAAUCAGUGGAACGAUUUCAGAGUGACUUGGGCAAAUCAGAAUGUUCUUGUUUUCCGAAGUAAUGAAACCUUCCCAUUCAUGAGUUACACCAUGCAACAUUUCUUCCCGGUUAAUUUUUAUGGUUUGAGGGCUGUUGAGACCAGAGCUACGUGGAGUGUGACACCACAUGACGAGUGAACAUAAUCCGAAGUUCUAUACUAAAUAUUAACAGGAAUGAUGAAUGUGUAAAUGAAAUAAAUUAUUGGA
Molecule: messenger RNA, 1961 nt
Organism: Bradysia coprophila
Lineage: Eukaryota; Metazoa; Arthropoda; Insecta; Diptera; Sciaridae
Molecular function (GO): protein binding
Source: RefSeq, a predicted model, not a curated record